AUGGAGAGUCGAGCUCUGGACCCAGGGACUCGGGACUCCUAUGGUGCCACCAGUCACCUCCCCAACAAGGGGGCCCUGGCCAAAGCCAAGAACAAUUUCAAAGACCUGAUGUCCAAGCUGACGGAGGGCCAGUAUGUGCUGUGCCGGUGGACAGACGGACUGUAUUACCUUGGGAAGAUCAAGAGGGUCAGCAGUUCCAAGCAGAGCUGCCUUGUGACUUUUGAAGAUAAUUCCAAAUACUGGGUCCUGUGGAAGGACAUACAGCAUGCUGGUGUUCCAGGGGAGGAGCCCAAGUGUAACAUCUGCCUGGGGAAGACAUCAGGACCUUUGAAUGAGAUCCUCAUCUGUGGCAAGUGUGGCCUGGGUUACCACCAGCAGUGCCACAUCCCCAUCGCAGGCAGUGCCGACCGGUCCCUGCUCACACCUUGGUUCUGCCGACGCUGCAUCUUCGCGCUGGCCGUGCGGAAAGGCGGCGCGGUGAAGAAGGGCGCCAUCGCCAGGACGCUGCAGGCGGUGAAGAUGGUGCUCUCCUACCAGCCCGAGGAGCUUGACUGGGACUCGCCCCACCGCACCAACCAGCAGCAGUGCUACUGCUACUGCGGCGGGCCCGGAGAGUGGUACCUGCGUAUGCUGCAGUGUUACCGCUGCCGGCAGUGGUUCCACGAGGCUUGCACCCAGUGUCUCAAUGAGCCCAUGAUGUUCGGAGACCGGUUCUACCUGUUCCUCUGCUCCGUGUGUAACCAGGGCCCAGAAUACAUCGAGAGGCUACCCCUGCGAUGGGUGGAUGUAGUUCACCUGGCCCUUUACAACCUGGGCGUGCAGAGCAAGAAGAAGUACUUUGACUUUGAGGAGAUUCUGGCCUUUGUCAACCACCACUGGGAGCUCCUGCAGCUUGGCAAGCUCACCAGCACCCCCGUGACGGACCGAGGGCCGCAUCUCCUCAACGCGCUCAACAGUUACAAAAGCCGGUUCCUCUGUGGCAAGGAGAUCAAGAAGAAGAAGUGCAUCUUCCGCCUGCGCAUCCGCGUCCCGCCCAACCCGCCCGGGAAGCUGCUGCCCGACAAGGGCCUGGCGCCCACUGAGUACGGUCCCUCCUCUGAGCUGCGUAAGAGAGGAAAGAGCAAGCCUGGUUUGUUGCCUCACGAAUUCCAGCAGCAGCAGAAAAGGCGAGUUUAUAGAAGAAAAAGAUCAAAGUUUUUGCUGGAAGAUGCUAUUCCCAGUAGCGACUUUACCUCGGCCUGGAGCACCAACCACCACCUGGCCAGCAUAUUCGACUUCACGCUGGAUGAAAUUCAGAGUUUAAAGAGUGCCAGCUCAGGCCAGACCUUCUUCUCAGACUUGGACUCCACAGAUGCUGCCAGCACCUCUGGCUCCGCCUCCACCAGCCUCUCCUAUGACUCCAGACGGACAGUGGGCAGCCGGAAGAGGAAGCUGGCAGCCACAGUGUACACGCCACUGCGGGCAAAGCGGCGGGCAGCCGAGCCGAGUGGAUGCUGCCCCUCGGACAGCGGGGCCGAGGGGGCUUCGGGCCCCGAGCGGGCCGACGAGAGCAUUGACAGCCACACGUUUGAGAGCAUCAGCGAGGACGACUCCUCCCUGUCCCACCUCAAGUCCUCCAUCACUAACUACUUUGGCGCGGCGGGGCGGUUGGCCUGUGGGGAGAAGUACCAGGUGCUGGCGCGGAGGGUCACGCCCGAAGGCAAGGUUCAGUACCUGGUGGAGUGGGAAGGGACCACCCCUUAUUGA
This is a messenger RNA of Pipistrellus nathusii (Nathusius's pipistrelle), 1746 nucleotides long. NCBI's taxonomy places the organism in Eukaryota, Metazoa, Chordata, Mammalia, Chiroptera, Vespertilionidae. The record is from the annotation of a GenBank genome assembly.